This is a messenger RNA of Oncorhynchus gorbuscha (pink salmon), 1636 nucleotides long. RefSeq lists its product as uncharacterized. Lineage: Eukaryota; Metazoa; Chordata; Actinopteri; Salmoniformes; Salmonidae. The record is from RefSeq and is a predicted model, not a curated record. The transcript has 3 exons. The coding region runs from base 326 to 1228 and encodes 300 amino acids.
CCAUUCUUGGUGGUCCAAAUAUAAUGUAAUUAGGGUCAUUAGUUGCGAAGCUGAAUUUGAAUGACUGGAGUAGGUGUUCCCGGGUGCCUUAUUAUGCAAACGCAUUUUAUGGGCCAGUGGGGUGCAACUAGGUGGUUAGGGGCACGAAAAAAACAGGGUGUGGAGAAACAGAAUUAAAAUUCUAAGAGGCAGAAUGCCCGGCCAUUGUCAGUGUAAGGGCAUACCCCUUAAACCACGGAGAUAAGCGGUCCUUUUCAGUAACGCUGUACUACUGGACGGAGCUGGUACAACUCUAGUGGAGCACUCCAACUACGAACCCACCACCAUGGCUUUUACAGCCUUAUUUUGGAUUGCCUUAAUGUGUCUAUCUAUGACUACUCAUUUAAUUGGAGUACAGUGUGGCGCGGUUAAGGAGUUACUGUCAACGUCAUCCACUUUUCAGGAUGGACACAAGACUUUACACACAGAUAUCUUGAGACGGUGGCGACGGGAGAGCGAGGCGACACAGCGGCAACAUUGCGCACUGUUGGCAGUGCCUUGGAUGGAAACCAACGCGCUCCCGAUGGAUUUGGCACAGCAACAUCGUCUUCGGGUGCUUUCAAUGUCCCAAAGAGGUUUACGGCGUGCAGUCUAUCCAGAGCAACCGCUAUUCCGUUUUGUCAGACGGGUCUAUCGUUGCUGUCAAUUACAUUUCCAUUGCAGAGGCGUCAAGGGGAUUCAGGGUCGUAUCAGUGGAGAUACAGACAUGGAGUUCCUUCUCAGUCAGGAUGUUCUGUCAGUGACAGUAAUGAGAGCUGAGAUUCAUCUCUAUGUGUUGAAUCCUCAACACCUGAACAUUGAGCCUGUCCUUUCCUACAUGGCAAAACGCAAGCUUCCCACACGAUACAGUUUGCUGUCAAAGGAAAACGUUCUGGAGCUUCAAGUUGAUCUGCUGUUCCUAUUCCAAGGUCUUCAGGAGGCAGCUGGUGGUGCCAUAGGGGGGCCAAGCCUAGUUGGCAUGCGGAAAGUGGGGGAGCUUUCAAGUGGGGGCCCACGAGAAAGGCCGGGAUCACCAUGGUCUCUGCAGGAUACCAAUGUUGAUCUCUGGGGGAAGGGGGUGGGCCCCCUGCUGACCAAUGUGGAGUUAGGCCUUGCCCUGAACUGUGACAGGGGGGGAGUGGAGGUAUCUUGUGAGCACAAUGGAGUCCACCUAUUACACUCUCCAUUCAUUGCUUUCUCCUACAGAUAAAGAUGACACAAACCAGGAUUGUACACACUAUCACAUUUUACCUUGUGAUGCUCCAUAACCCCAUCUCCAUGUUGUCUCGAAUGUCCUCAAGUCUAUGAAGCUGCAUUUAUUUUUCUGAGGGCAACAACUUUUAUUACUGUUAUGUGAAGGCAGUGGAUGUGAUGUGUUCACUACCUAACAUUUUUUUUUUAAAUUGCAAAAUCUAUAUAUUUUUAAGAUGUUAUACCCCAAGGGGUUCUUUGCACUUCAGCAAAUGCUUGUAUAUAUUAAAUUAUCUAUGUUGCUGUGUUUUGUAUGAAAGAUAUUGAUUUGUAAAGAUGCAAAUAUUGUAUAUAAUCACAUAUGUUUAUUGGAAAUGUGUUUGUUUUUCCUUUAUUGAAACUGAAUCUUAUUAAAUUGGUGAAUCUC